Messenger RNA from Rhagoletis pomonella (apple maggot), 878 nucleotides. RefSeq names its product gonadal protein gdl (gene gdl). Bases 238 to 693 code for a protein of 151 amino acids. NCBI's taxonomy places the organism in Eukaryota, Metazoa, Arthropoda, Insecta, Diptera, Tephritidae. The transcript is spliced from 3 exons. The record is from RefSeq and is a predicted model, not a curated record.
AGAAGCUAUAAAAUUUGUAAACAAUUAGGAGUUUUUGCGUUGAAGAACAAAAUAUCUUGCAAAUCGACUCAAAUUAACCAACGAUGGAAACCGAGCUGCCCUCCACUAGUGCCAGCGCUUUAGCAGCUUGCAGUUCCAAUGCCAGUACCAGCGCACAGGUUCAGGAUUACACACAACUGACUCCAGAGUUACUGCAGCGAAAACUUUACUUUCUGGUUGACCAGUUGAAGCAGAUGCAUGCUCAGCUGCCAGAGUAAGUAUCAAAUACGUAUCUCCUAUGAGCUACUCACCGAGCUGGCUAAUUCCCUGCUAAACGAUACCAUUUUUGAGAUAGUCAAGGGACUAAUGGAAAUACAAAAUGUCACAGAAAGGCACCUGCUAACGCUGCGCAAGCAAAUUGAGACAGAUUUUGAGUUGGAAAUGCAAGAGUGGCGCAGUAAGAUAACCGAUCCAGAAGAAUUAAGCCAUAUCGAACAGCUUAUGCAAGUGAAACACGCAAAAAAGUUGCGUGAAACAGAUAUGAAAUUGAUAGCAUUGUUGGAUCAAAAGGUAAAAGACCAGCAGAGUACAUUGCUUAAGGCUGGCGUAGCGGGCUUCUAUGUCACUGACAAUCCAAGGGAAAUUAAAAUACAAAUGUUUCUGUUGGAUUUCAUCAUUCGUUUAAGCAGAAUUAAGUUUGAGCCAUAUAAAUAACAAGAGGAGUAAGACGUGGCCUUCACGUUUUACAAACAAUAGAUAUAUCGUCGUCGUCAGACCAUGUAUGUAUUUGAUUUACAUUAAAACGUAUUCAUUGAAAAUGUAUGAGAUUUUAAAAUACGAAAAUUAAGUAUAGUAUAUACAUUAUCAAGGCGAAUUCAUUACCAAAAGUAAUGCAGCUG